Molecule: messenger RNA, 2405 nt
Organism: Columba livia (rock pigeon)
Lineage: Eukaryota; Metazoa; Chordata; Aves; Columbiformes; Columbidae
Gene: FBXO3
Product: F-box protein 3
Exons: 11
Coding region: 59-1426 (455 amino acids)
Cellular component (GO): cytoplasm
Molecular function (GO): protein binding
Source: RefSeq, a predicted model, not a curated record
CGGUUCCCGCCCCCCCCGCCCCCCCCCACCCCAGCGGCUGCAAACGGAGCCCGGCAAGAUGGCGGCGCCCCUGGACAUGGAGCCGUCAGCGCUCAGCCUGGAGCUGCUGCCCACCGACCCGCUGCUGCUCAUCCUCAGCUUCCUCGACUACCGGGAUCUCAUGAGCUGCUGCUGUUUAAGUCGAAGAUUAAAUCAGCUAUCAAGCCAUGAUCCAUUGUGGAAAAGACACUGCAAGAAAUACUGGCUUAUUUCAGAAGAGGAAAAACGUAAACGAAAUCAGAGCUGGAAAGCUGUCUUCAUCAGUACCUACUCUGACCUGGGGAGAUACAUCCGAUAUUAUGCUACGCUGAAGAAAGCCUGGGAUGACCUGGAGAAAUACUUGGGCCAGCGGUGUCCUCGGAUGAUCGGCUCUCUGAAAGAGAGUGUGCGAGAAGAAGAUCUUGAUGCUGUGGAAGCACAAAUAGGCUGCAAACUCCCUGACGACUAUCGGUGUUCGUUUCGUAUUCAUAAUGGACAGAAGCUCGUUGUUCCUGGGUUGAUGGGAAGCAUGGCGCUGUCGAACCACUACCGCUCUGAGGACUUGUUGGACAUCGACACGGCGGCUGGCGGGUUCCAGCAGCGGCUGGGGCUGAAGCAAUGCCUUCCCCUGACCUUCUGCAUCCACACCGGCCUCAGCCAGUACAUGGCCCUGGAGAGCGUGGAGGGGCGAAAUAAAUACGAGAUCUUCUAUCAGUGUCCAGACCAAAUGGCUCGCAAUCCAUCUGCUAUUGAUAUGUUCAUCACAGGUACAUCUUACUUGGAAUGGUUUACAUCCUAUGUAAACAAAGUUGUAACUGGUGAUUACCCCAUCAUCAGAGACCAGAUUUUCAGGUAUGUGCAUGAUAAAGAAUGUGUUGCUACCACAGGAGAUAUCACUGUUUCUGUGUCCACAUCUUUUCUGCCUGAACUCAGUUCGGUACAUCCACCACAUUAUUUCUUCACUUACAGAAUCAGAAUUGAAAUGUCCAAAGAUGCUCUUCCUGAGAAGGCCUGUCAGCUGGACAGUCGAUACUGGAGAAUAACAAAUGCCAAAGGUGAUGUAGAUGAAGUUCAGGGCCCUGGAGUAGUUGGGGAGUUUCCAAUUAUCAGUCCAGGGAGAGUCUAUGAAUAUAGCAGCUGUACUACAUUUUCCACAACGUCUGGAUACAUGGAGGGUUAUUACACCUUUCAUUGCCUCUACUACAAGGACAAAUUCUUUAACGUCACCAUUCCCAGAUUUCAUAUGGUGUGUCCAACAUUCAAGGUGUCCACAGCACGAAUGGAAACAAAUCAUAAUGAAUAUGCAGUGGAUGAAGACGAAGAUUCCACAGACACUGAUGAAUACGAAGAUCGACGUCGAGUGUUGGACAUCCCUGCACCCCCUGGGCGCUGCCCACGUCACACCUGACGGGCUUUUCUUCCGAAACAAAACAAACUGUUUCCAGCAGCUGAACUCUUUGGGGCUAGUGCAUAAGAAUAUUUCUGACUGUUGUAAAUGAACCUCCUGUUGCACAUCAGGGCAACUAGCAUGAAUGUCGGUGCCAGUUCUAAUAUUCAUCAGAGCAUAAUUUCUUUCUUUGUUCUGGUUUGGAAGGGGGGUGAGGGCUUGGGUAGGUGGGGGGGAGAGGAAGAGAAAAAGGUGUUUGGACUUUGUUCACUUUUUUUUCCAAAGUGCAAAAAAAAAGCUUGUUAGUCCCAGGUACUCAUAUCUUACAUUUUUAAACUAUCGCCUAUUUAUGGUCAUAUUGCAAAAAUGGUGUGGGGGUUUGUUUUUAUACAAGCAUUUAAAAUUAGCAAUAGAGAAGAAGGCAAAAAAGGUGGAUGCUGUGUCCUUUCUCAUGAGUUUCUACUCUUGAUAACUCCUGCUAAGAAUGAAACCUGCAGUUUGGUUUGUCUAUCCCAUUGGAGUGAGAUCAGGUGCUCUUACGCCCUUUUUUAUUAACAUAGAAGUGCCAGAAAAUUGUGGUCAUCAAGUGUGUGAAUUUGGAGUGAAACUGGCCUUAUUUUUUGACAAUCUGUCUUUCAGCUUAAUUUUAUGCUGUGACUCUGAUCGGAAUGUUGUGUACGUGCAUCAUCUGCCACUCAGUCACCAAGAAAUUUCUCAGUGGCUACAAAGUAUGAAUUUGUAAAUACGUUUUGAUUUUAUUUUUUCUUUCUUUACAUGAUGUUUGCUGUUCAGACUUGGCCAUAGGUGACAAAUUCAAGUAUCAUGUUUCCCUAAAUCCUCCCUGGAUUUUGGUAACUACGCCUGAAUAAAAAAAACUAAAGCAAAAACAAAACCGGGAGCCUGACAGAACACCAGAUGACUAGAAACUUUAUAUUUAAAGAAUGUUUGCUUUAUCACUUUUAUUUUGUUUCCGUUGUCAUUAAUAAACAACUUGACUGCC